AUGCAGUGGAGGGAUCGCUUGUCGCCCUCCAUGAUGUGGGCGACCAGGACCAUCCAAGAGUGUGGUGCGUGCCUUCCGUCACACCAGGGCGCCGGAGCUGACGUGUGCCGCGAGUGUCGCGUCAGCUUCGACAGUGGACGGCUGCCCAAGGCCUGCUCUGUCAACAACAUGGCCAUCGGUUUGGACAACAAGACCCGUUCGGGAAUCAGCUACCGCAAGCACGUGAAAGGACAUAUUGUCGUCUUUCCGAACAAGGUGGACGAUCUUGUUGCCACCGUUCUUCCCCAUCCCUUGCUGCAAGCCAUUGAGAAUAUCCACGUCUCUUGGAGCGGCUCGGCUAAGCCUGGCUCCGCAGACGUCGGACACCUGCUUCGGGUGCGCAAAUCUCGAGUGGCAGCCGCCCUGGCAUGGCUCCAGAGGAACAACCCGCUUUACGAGAAUAUCUCAAUCAACCAAGCAGAGAUGGACGGCUGGCAGUAUGCCGAUGGGUUCAGUGUUCCGACCGUCAUCAUGGACCGCAUGCAAAGAGAGGAACCGUCGACCGUUGAGAGGACACAAACGGACCAUAUAGUCCCGAACACUGAUCGAGGCUUGGCGGAAAACAGCUUUACAAGCAUCGAUGAACUCGUAAACUCCAUCGAUCCUAUCUUCAUCGCUGAAUCUUGCGAUUUGGACUGUGCUCUGUCGACUGAGCAGACUCAACCUUCCCCUGGUGAGCCGGCGACUCUUGUCCCCGACUCGGCCGCCAUCGGCCAGGAAGUUGAUCCUGUCUACGAGACGUCUACGUCCGGCAUGUUUCCUCUCGAUGGUCCGGCUGCCUUCGCCGAGACCGAUAAACUGUCGUUUCUGGCCGACAUCGUCAACGCCAAUCCGGACCAACAGGGUACCUCUGUGCCAUGCGUUAUGCAGGUCCGAACUACAGGAGACCAGCCGUUUGUCCGAGUAGAGCGUGGUGCGGAUUUUGCAGACAACCUGCACGAAGAUUUCUUCCCUCGAACAUUUCCGAAGCUUUUCCCGUGGGAAGGGGCGGCCCGAAAUCGAAGGGCGACUCGAGUCAUGGCCGACAAAGCGACGCUGCCGACCGUCGUCCGAAUCACUCUCUUCAAUACUGGGCCAGAUACGUAUUGCAACGGCAUGGUGGCCGAUUCGCCACCCAUCCUACUUGAGCAGGCCUAUGCGAACUUGACCGAGGACCGACUGAAGAGGGCCGAGGCGGAGAUGCGGGAGACGAGGACUACGUCGGACCCCGACAUAUCGCUCUUGCUUCGCGAGCUGUCGAUCUUUGGCCAUGCACAGCCGCUCUCGAACGAAUCCCGUUUGCUUAUGCGGAGGAAGAUACAAGCUCUGGACAUCCGCGCCGGUAUGCCUGCAAUCUGGAUUACCAUCAGUCCCAACGACAUCAAUAACCCGGUAAAGAUGAAGCUUGCCAUUCAUAGGCUCCACGAUUAUGAGAUCGCCCUGAGCACCAUGGAUCCGGUCAGCUCGGCCAUCUUCUUCCACCGAGAAAUAUCCCUAUUCUUUGAAAAGUAUGUGAAUACAGGCCGGGAAUCGAUCUUCGGGAAGAUCAGCCACUACUACGCCACCGUGGAAACGAACGAGCGAGGCAGCCUCCACUUGCAUGGACUCCUCUGGCUGGACGGCAACAUGCGGUUACCGAACCUGAUAGACGACAUGGCCAAUCCCGCGGAAGAAUCAUAUCGUGCCCAGGUGAUCCGAUACGCAGACUCCGUCUUUCAUGAGUGUCUAGAUGAAGAUGCCGGAAAAGCCGUGCGACAGCAGAGGAAGCCCAUCGAUCCCGUGGAGGAGGUCAUGACUAGCACCUCGGCUCUCACUGCGGCCUUUGAAGACGAAUCCAAUUUCAUCGCAUACUGUUGCCAAGUGCACUCCCACACAUACACCUGCCUCAAGUAUUCUCUGAAGGGGGUCAUCGACCGGGGGGCAGAUCAACAGAGACGGACAGCCUGCCGCUUCAAGGCACCGUGGAAAAUCGUCGAGGAGACAGGGUUCACAGAGGAUGGCUUGCUUCAGAUUCAGCGCAACCAUCCACUCGUCAACCGGUACAACAAGUCGUUGGCGGUCGGCCUUCGCCACAAUCACGACGUCUCGAUGAUCUUGACCAAGACCAAGGGCCUGGCCAUGGUGUACUACAUCACGAACUACGCCACCAAACUGGAUACGCCGAUGUGGAAGCGCAUUGCUCUCGCCACCGAGGUUGCCCGCCAACUUCGCGAGGCCGGUCGUCCGACGUCUCGCGCGCCAGGUCCCGCCCUGCCCGACGGCAGGCAGCAGGCGGUAUUGAACGAAAGCCGUCAAUUCCUGAUGAGAACGGCAAAUCGCAUCUUCUCCGAGCGACAACUCUCGGCUGUCGAGGUUUGUUACCACCUCCUUGGAUAUGACACCGACUUUACCAACGUGCCGCAUUGGUCCUUCUUGAACUUGACGGCCCUAUACUGGACAAUCUUUCGGCUAUGGGCGCAUCUCCGCCAUCAGGCCGGCGAGCUCACGGACGCCGAACAGCCCCCAGAGACAAUCCCUCUGAGGCAAGGAGGGCGAACCCUAUUAUGCCUGGAGGCGUACGCCUACCGCGGUCAUGUUCUACAAGACUUAUGCCUGUAUGACUACAUGUCAAUGAUUCACUUGUACGCCGUCCCGAUCUUCCAAGGAUACAUCAGCGACGACCACGAGGACGAUCACCCAGUCUAUAUUAAGCGAAACUCUGUCCUACAUUUGGCGUUAUUCGUCCCUUGGGAAAACUUCACUUCUGAGAGCCUAGGUGAUAUAACCGACAUAUGGACGACGCAUCGAGCGGGCCUUUGUCCCCGCCUCCGUUUCUACGUCUCUAACAUUUGUCUUUUGAGAAAGUCUGCCGAAGACGCGCGUAAGGACGCGAAGCUCUGGGCCAGUCGGUCGGAGGGCGACGACACAAUUGACGUUGAGUACCCGCUUGACGAUGGCCGAUACGAAGAAGAGCCUCCAGCGAUGGCUCAUCGUCAGGCCUACAGAGCUCUACUCCAGAUUUUGCGAAAUGCCGUGCAGGACACGGACGCCACAAAAGACUCAGCCGUCCUUGGAGGUUUAAUACACGAUCUGUGCGAAGAGAACCCGGCUGGAGAAGAGCAACCUUUUGUCCAACGUCAAGAGGAUCUGUACCGGAAUAUGCCCCAUGAUCAAGGUGACGCCUUGUGUCAACUCCCCAUAUCUCGAGACGAUGUCCAGGCAGCGGCCAAGGCCCAACAACUAUUGCAUCUUCGGAUGCUAGACGACAUUGAGGGUGGUUCCCAGGGGACCAUGCUUUCCGCGGAUGGCGCCGACAUCGACGAUACGCUAGCUCGCUACGGCGAUACGGAGUCCCCUGCUGCGCUCCCGGGCAGCGACCUCAAUGAACGAGGCCCUCGGAUGCUUGUCGACGUCAGUCCGGCAACUAGCUUCGCGGAGAUGGGACACACCGCCGCGGCCAGCUUUACACUGAACUAUCUACAGACCAUGGCCCUUCAACUCGUUUGCCUGUUUCUGGACAAGUAUACUGCUAAUCCGGACUCAGCGGAUUCCCAUCGCGAUCCAAACAAACCGCCUCCCCCCUUCUCGGAGGCGAAGAAGUGGAUCUGGAAACAGAAGCUGGUACUCGUGAUUGACGAGGUCAGUAUGCUGGGAGGAGCCACUCUGCACAACGUCAGUCAUUACCUGCAGGCACUCCGUGACUGUCCGGACGAACCGUUUGGCGGCAUGCCCGUCGUUCUACUGAUGGGAGACUUCUACCAGUUCGCCCCGUGCGGGACAAGCCUACUGAUCAUCAGACCGCCGGACCGAACAGAGACCCCGCGACAAGCGACCAUAUCUCACCACAGCGGCUGCAGAUUGUGGCAUCUGUUCAAAACCGUGGUGCUCCUCGAAGACCAAGUCCGCGCACGCAACGAUCCCCAGCUCCGUGCACUCCUGGAUCGAGUUCGUAACGGGCGCCAGACCCAUGAAGAUCUGAGCUUGCUCAAUGCCAACAUUGUAGGACGCUCGCAAAUCACCUUUCACGAUGGUUUGCGUGCUAUAACGCCGCUGAACCGCACCCGGUGGGCCCUCAACAUGGAAGCUGUUGUGGGCUGGGCGCGCUUCAACAAGCGGCACAUCCGUAUCUUUGUCUCGACUCACACCUGGCGCAACGGCACGCUGUCUCCAAACCUCAUAGCGCGAACCAUCGGACAAGGCGACGACUCUGCCUGCAAAGUCCCCGGCGUCUUCUUCUACGCCCAGGGCAUGCCCGUGGUUGUGAACAAGAACAUCUACACUGGCCUGAAGGUGGUGAAUGGGGCUGACUUUACUGCCGUGGACGUGAUAAUCGAUCCCAAUCACCCGGGAUACUGCUUGGCAGAUGACGUGACCAUCCACUUCGGGCCACCGCUCGGCAUUCUUCUGCAGUCCGAGGAGACGAAGACCUUGGCGAUACCGUCCCUCCCGGGUAAAACAUUCGUCGAAGUACUGUUGGAGCUGCGUGGAAAUCGUGUGACCAAUGGUGAACCCUCCAAGUGCGAUUUUACGAGCCUCUAUGUGCAACUAUCCAGGUGCACCUCGCUUCGGGGCAUCAAGCUUCUUAAUCCCGUGAGACACCAUGACUUCAUUGGCAAUGGGCUCGAUCAGGCCAUUCUUGAUGGAAUGCAGAGACUCAAGAACUUGGCCGCGGAAACGAGACGGUUAUACAAGGACCAAGGUUUCGAAAAGUAG
Molecule: messenger RNA, 4710 nt
Organism: Hirsutella rhossiliensis
Lineage: Eukaryota; Fungi; Ascomycota; Sordariomycetes; Hypocreales; Ophiocordycipitaceae
Product: PIF1-like helicase domain-containing protein
Exons: 8
Coding region: 1-4710 (1569 amino acids)
Biological process (GO): DNA repair; telomere maintenance
Molecular function (GO): DNA helicase activity
Source: RefSeq, a predicted model, not a curated record